Molecule: messenger RNA, 439 nt
Organism: Anastrepha obliqua
Lineage: Eukaryota; Metazoa; Arthropoda; Insecta; Diptera; Tephritidae
Gene: ubl
Product: ubiquitin-like protein 5
Exons: 3
Coding region: 101-322 (73 amino acids)
Biological process (GO): protein modification process; mRNA splicing, via spliceosome
Cellular component (GO): nucleus; cytoplasm
Molecular function (GO): protein tag activity
Source: RefSeq, a predicted model, not a curated record
AUGUCAAAUAAAAAGUAAUUUAUCUAGUUGUGUUGCGGUUUGUUUUAGAGAUAUUACAAUUGUAUUUUUCAGAGUAAUUGUCUUAUGUUAAAGCCCAAAAAUGAUUGAAAUCACUUGCAACGAUCGUUUGGGGAAAAAAGUGCGCGUGAAGUGCAAUCCCGAUGACACCAUUGGCGACCUAAAGAAAUUGAUCGCGGCGCAAACAGGCACCAAAUCGGAAAAAAUUGUUCUGAAGAAAUGGUACACCAUCUAUAAGGAUCCCAUUCGUCUAUGCGAUUAUGAAAUCCACGAUGGCAUGAAUUUGGAGUUGUACUAUCAAUAGUUUAGAUAUCUUAAUAUAAAGUUUGAAUACGAAGUUUUGAUAAAUAAUUUUUAUUUUAAGGAGUAAAAAAAUAAAAUAUAUUAAAAAACAGCAUAAAAAAUGGCUGAUCAAGAUCAA